CUGUAGGUUCUUGGCUCACAUACACAUUUGAAUUUCAAACAUCAAUGGCUGAUUUUUGUACCUAUUCCCUAUUACUUCUCAUUUGGGUAGCCUCAACCUUGUUUCUAAGAGUAAUCUUCAGCAAACAUGGCAUAAAUAACGGGUCACGAAACCUUCCACGAAGCCCUAUAGCCCUUCCAAUCAUAGGACAUCUCUACCUUCUAAGGAAGCUUCCUCACCAAUCAUUUCAUAAGAUCUCGACACGUUAUGGCCCUUUGGUUUAUCUCUUGUUUGGUUCAAAGGCUUGUGUCCUUGUUUCUUCACCUGAAAUGGCGAGGCAAUGCCUCAAAACCCAUGAAACAUGCUUCUUGAACCGACCUAAGAGGACCAACCUUGAUUACAUCACAUAUGGUUCCUCGGAUUUUGUUUUGGCACCUUAUGGACCUUAUUGGAGGUUCAUGAAAAAGCUUUGUAUGACUGAACUCCUUGGUGGCCGUAUACUCCAACAGCACCUUCCCAUUAGAGCUCAGGAAAUAAGGCUAUUCUUGACAGGUAUGAUGAAAAAGGCAGAGAUGAGAGAAGAGGUGAAUGUUGGGUCAGAGCUAGCUAUGGUUGCAAACAACAUAAUCACAAGGAUGGCUUUGAGAAGGAGGUGUUGUGAUGUUGGAGGUGAAGGCCACCAACUCAUUGAGCUUGUGAAGGAGAUGACUGAGCUUGGUGGCAAGUUCAACUUGGGAGACAUGUUCUGGUUUGUGAAGAUGUUUGAUUUGCAAGGGUUUGGAAAGAGGCUUGAGAGUGUUAGGAGUAGGUAUGAUGCUAUAAUGGAGAGGAUCAUGAAGGAGCAUCAAGAUGCAAGAUGGAAUAGAAAGACUAUUAUUGGAGAUGAAGCAGUGAAGGAUUUGCUUGAUGUUUUGCUUCAUAUCUAUGCUGAUCAAAGUUCUGAGAUUAGAUUAACAAGAGAAAAUAUUAAAGCCUUCAUUAUGAACAUGAUUGGUGCUGGAACAGAGACAUCGGCAGUUACAAUAGAAUGGGCAUUAUCUGAGUUAAUAAACCACCCAGAAAUAAUGUCAAAGGCAAGAGAAGAAAUCGAUUCAAUAGUUGGUAAGAACAGAUUGGUAGAGGAAUCAGAUAUUGAAAAUCUUCCCUAUCUUCAAUCCGUAGUAAAAGAAACAAUGAGGCUUCACCCAACUGGACCCUUAAUUGUGAGACAAUCAACUGAAGAUUGCAACGUUAAUGGAUACCAUAUUCCAUCAAAAACCACUGUGUUUGUGAAUGUUUGGAGUAUUGGGAGGGACCCAAGUUACUGGAAGGACCCACUUGAGUUCAUGCCAGAGAGGUUCAUGAAUGAAGAGGGAGAGAGUGAGUUGGAUUUGAAGGGACAGAAUUUUGAGUUGUUGUCGUUUGGUGCUGGGAGAAGGAGUUGUCCUGGUGCUGCAUUGGCUUUGAGUGUUGUUCAUACAACGUUGGCUGCUAUGAUUCAGUGCUUUGAAUGGAAGGGUAAUAAUGGGAUUGUUGAUAUGGAGGAAGGGCCUGGAAUGGCACUUCCUAGGGCACAUCCCUUGUUGUGUAUUCCUGUGGUUAGACUCUGUCCUUUUGAGGAGACUCGGUUUUCAUUUGAUUAGAUAAUAUUUAGUUUCUGUAUCUUGAUUAUUAGUGAAUAAAGUAUAUGUGGACUUACCUAAAAUGUUAAAGAAAUUGUGAAAUGUAUGUAGUCUAGUGUGCAAUAAAAUAGAGUUCAAUAUGCUCUUCUCAUA
Arachis stenosperma is the source of this 1733-nucleotide messenger RNA. RefSeq names its product cytochrome P450 93A3-like. Bases 45 to 1601 code for a protein of 518 amino acids. The record is from RefSeq and is a predicted model, not a curated record. Gene Ontology annotation, molecular function: heme binding; iron ion binding; oxidoreductase activity, acting on paired donors, with incorporation or reduction of molecular oxygen, NAD(P)H as one donor, and incorporation of one atom of oxygen. Lineage: Eukaryota; Viridiplantae; Streptophyta; Magnoliopsida; Fabales; Fabaceae. The transcript is spliced from 3 exons. Gene Ontology annotation, cellular component: membrane.